CGUUUUAAUACAUGAAAUUCAUUUCUUUUCAGGACCUGCUAAGAUGUCGUGUUCUGACGUCUGGUAUUGUCGAAACGAAAUUUCAAGUCGAUAAAGUUAAUUUCCAGUACGUUUUAUGUUAGAUCUUUGAGACGUUUUGAUAAGAAUCUCGAACGAACGCACAGUUAGACAGACAGACAAAAAUCCAAGCUGUUCACAAUGACUAACAAAGCUGGGCUUUUCCAACCAAACAAAAACAUAAUAUGUAUUUCUAAAAGCCCGGUAGCCAUAUUUUGUCACCGUAACUGAUUCGAUUUCCGUUUCCUUUGCCAGUAUGUUCGAUGUAGGAGGGCAGAGGGACGAAAGGAGGAAGUGGAUUCAAUGUUUUAAUGGUCAGUACUAUUUCAUGCUAAAGCAUGGUUUCCAUUUAGUAAUAUAGCUGUCGUGGACAUAUCAAGAUGACCGAUUAAUAGAGUGUCGAUAUUUCUCAUGCAGUAAAGACCGAUUUACAUACAGCAAACAAAAGACGAAAUACAGCCAGAUAAUUUCACAUCGUUGAAAAAUGACUUUGUCACAACAGCUAGGACCAAAUGGAAACUGCAAUCCUGAUAAAACGGCACACUUUACAUCAUUAGGGCUGAAUUUGGCACCCACCGUAAUAAAAAGCGUGCCAACGCCCCCUUACAUGCCGCCAAAUAACACCGUCCUUAACUAUGCCCACCUUGUGUUAGACCCCGAAGUGCUGCAUAAAAUUCAAUAAAGGGUCUGGACAUUAAGUUGUGAAUACAAUGCUCAUAUAUGUAAUACGAAAUCUGGCACGGAAAGUUGCUAUUUUUACUAAAGGCCAUGUUACACGGUGCAAUUUUUCUUGCAACUUGCAAUGCAAUUCUACUCUUGAGAGAUGUUAGUUAGUGAAAUCAGUGAAGAAUUUUCGAUAUGUUGAGAAAGCAUCAGCGGAGUGUAAUGAAGACUCGUAUUUGGCAAUUUUACAUCUCUCAAGAGUAGAAAUGCAUUGCAAGUUGCAAGAAAAAUUGCACCAUGUAACAUGGCCUUAAGUGUGCCGAGGAUUUUUGACCAGAAUUGUAGGCUUAAUCUAUGUUUUAUGUGCCCCAUUAUCGCCUAAUUCAUAUUUUCAGAUAACUCGCAUGCAUAGUAAUAUAAUGCAAGCGACGAAAAUUGUUGCAAAAACCACCACAGAAUACAAUAAACCCAUAACAAAACAAAAGAACUUGACGAUGUUUUUGUUUUUCCCAGAUGUCACGGCAAUUAUUUAUGUGGUGGCGUGCAGUAGUUACAAUCUCGUAUUGAGGGAAGAUCCAAGUCAGGUAGGAAUGGCACAGAAAAUUGAAAUAAAAACAAACAAGUUUUCUAUGAAUAGUUCACAUGUGGCAAAUUGUACAGUCGAACCUGUAUAUUAAGAGAUAACCCUCGGGGGUUUCGCAAGUUACCACUUAAUACAGGGUGACCGCCCAAUGCAGGUCCAAGUACCAUGAUUAAAAAGGGUGCAAUUGAUUCUUAAUAAAAGAGAACUGAAAAUGACAACAAAUACAAAAUGACAGAGCCGUGCUGAGUUUAGCUGCUGCAGCAUGCUAAGUUUGGUUUGACUCAAGAAAUCGAUAACCCUUGAUGUCCAUUAAUUUGUACAAAAUGCACAAAACCAUCACCGGAUUCCAUCACUUCUCUUAUAUACCGGUGGCCGUGUUAUGUUUGGGACUGUGCGAAAGCAUAGUCUAUCAAGAUAUUAUCGAUAGUCUGGAAACUAAACAGAAGUGUUUGUUAUAUGUUAGAUGAAACGUGUAACCACGAUGAAUAAUAUUUAAUCAAGUUAAGACAAAGGAUUUGUGCACGGUGAGCUUUGAAGUUUGCCUGGCUUAUAGACCAUAUCUUGAUAGACCUUGGGAAAGGUGAUAGCCAAACAAAUGAGAAAUGCAGUAUAAUUUACUCGUUUCUUAAUUCACUGUCGAAGAUUUUUGAAGUUAAUCACCAUGGGCCGUAACUCUUAGUGAAACCUUGCAAUAACCUGAGGUAGUACCAUGCUUGUAAAGGUCAACAAAUGAAUAUUUUUUAUUUCGUAGAAUCGAUUAAAAGAAUCGUUGGAACUGUUCAAAAGUAUUUGGAAUAACAGGUAGUUAUACCAUGAUAAAUUUUUAAUAAUAAAAAGC
Paramuricea clavata is the source of this 2141-nucleotide messenger RNA. Lineage: Eukaryota; Metazoa; Cnidaria; Anthozoa; Malacalcyonacea; Plexauridae. The record is from the annotation of a GenBank genome assembly.